This is a messenger RNA of Podospora pseudopauciseta, 1578 nucleotides long. RefSeq names its product Mitochondrial DNA replication protein yhm2 (gene YHM2). Lineage: Eukaryota; Fungi; Ascomycota; Sordariomycetes; Sordariales; Podosporaceae. Gene Ontology annotation, cellular component: mitochondrion. The record is from RefSeq and is a predicted model, not a curated record. The transcript is spliced from 3 exons. Gene Ontology annotation, molecular function: tricarboxylate secondary active transmembrane transporter activity. Bases 1 to 954 code for a protein of 317 amino acids. Gene Ontology annotation, biological process: alpha-ketoglutarate transport; mitochondrial citrate transmembrane transport.
AUGUCCGCCGCUAUUGCCCCCUCUCUCCCGGCUUCCGAGCCUCCCAAGCUCGAGAAGAAGCCCAUCAAGUUUUCCAACUUGCUCUUGGGCGCCGGUUUGAACCUGUUCGAGGUCACCUCCCUCGGCCAGCCCCUGGAGGUCAUCAAGACCACCAUGGCGGCGAACCGAGGUGAUGGUUUCGGAGCUGCUCUUGGCCGCAUUUGGAACCGUGGUGGUGUUUUCGGCUUUUACCAAGGUCUCAUUCCCUGGGCCUGGAUCGAAGCCUCCACCAAAGGCGCCGUCCUUCUCUUCGUCGCUUCCGAGGCCGAGUACUAUGCCCGCGCUGCCGGCGCCGGCGAGUUCGGCGGUGGCAUUUUCGGUGGUGUGACGGGUGGUGUUGCGCAGGCGUACGCUACUAUGGGUUUCUGCACCUGCAUGAAGACGGUGGAGAUCACCAAGCACAAGAUGGCUUCCACCGGCCAAAAGGCUCCCGGCACCUGGGCCACCUUCAUGGACAUCUACCGCCGCGAAGGCAUUAGAGGUAUCAACAAGGGUGUCAACGCUGUUGCGAUUCGCCAGAUGACCAACUGGGGUUCUCGCUUCGGUCUGAGCCGUCUCGCUGAGCAGGGCAUCAGGGAUCUCACCGGCAAGAAGGAGGGUGAGAAGCUGAGCGCUGUGGAGAAGAUCACUGCCUCGGCGCUGGGUGGUGGUUUGUCGGCCUGGAACCAGCCUAUCGAGGUUAUCCGCGUCGAGAUGCAGAGCAAGAAGGAAGAUCCCAACCGCCCCAAGAAGAUGACGGUCGGGAAUACCUUCAAGUAUAUUUACGAGACGAACGGGCUCAAGGGUCUGUACCGCGGUGUGACGCCCCGUAUUGGGUUGGGCGUCUGGCAGACGGUUUGCAUGGUCGCCAUGGGUGACAUGGCAAAGACGUAUGUCGAGAAGCUGACUGGCGAGGCCGUCACCGCUAAGCAUUAGAUGGCGUUUUGAUGGGUUUUUUCAUAUGAUUGCAUCAGGGCUCUACUACUACAUACACACAUCGUUUAUAUCACUUAGAAUGGAUCGGGAUCGGAUCAGGUUAGGCGGUCGGUCGGUUGGUCGGACAACUUACUACUGGUCGGGUAACGGUCAGGUCAUCUGGUUUUGCGCUUUUUCGGUGGUGAGGGGGUGCCAUAAAAUCAACAGAGAUGUUUGGUUGUUUGUUUCAUGAUGCCUUGCGUUCAGUCUUGGGGAUAGUGGGGUGGUAAUGAUAUAUGUGUUGGUUGAUGUUUGCUUGUCUUGUCGUUGCUGUUGUGUGAUAUUUCGCCUUGAAUUGCUUGCUGUUGAUGUUUUUGAGGUGUAGUGGCAUGUGAUACAAAAAGCGAGCUGAUGUGGCAGUUGCACAUUCUUGGACUUGGCAGAUUGGACACCAACAUAAGCGGGCGAUGAAGUGGAAUAUAUAUGGUGGCUAUGGAGUCUGGUUGGGUGAUAGAUGAGUAUAGAUAUCAUUGGAUAUCAUAUAAGCAUGUUACCUUUGACCUUGCAUCAUUAUCCCUUCGAACAUCAAAUACUGCAGGCACAAUGAUAUCCACAUGGAGAGACAUUCUGUCCUCUUUUCAUUCU